AUGGCGGUAGAGGAACCCAUGAUUGCUGAUGGCUGCACAUAUGGUGAUGUUGCCUCCUCUCUGGCCAGGAACUUGUAUGAUGGCAUGGGGACAAUUGAUGUUGUGCCCGUUUUUGUUAGGUUGCACCCUGCCUUGUCAAUGAAGGUGUACUCAUGUGGGUCAGCCAUGGCAUCCAGCUCAAAGAUUCCCUACAAAAGGGUGGAGGCCAUGUUUUCUCAGCAGCCCCAGGACCUGGUGGUGGUGGCCGGCCAGCCGGUGACCUUGCCGUGCUCCAUCCCCGGCUACCAUGGUGUUGUCCUGUGGAUCAAGGAUGGCCUUGCGCUCGGUGUCGGCAGGGACCUUUCCGGCUACCCACGUUACACGGUAAUUGGCGACCACAGCUCAGGAGAACACCACUUGCGAAUCCAACGUGUUGAAUUGAUGGAUGACGCUGUGUUCGAGUGCCAGGCUAUCCAGGCUGCCAUACGGUCCAGGCCUGCCCGCCUCACUGUGCUGGUCCCCCCUGAGGACCCUGUUAUCAGCGGAGGGCCAGUGGUGAGUCUAAGGGCCGGUGACCCACUCAAUCUGACCUGCCACGCCGACAACGCCAAGCCGGCAGCCUCCAUUAUCUGGAUCCGCAAUGGGGUGGUCCUCAAUGGGGCCAUGUACUCCAAGACCUUGCUUCGGGAUGGUCGGAGGGAAAGCACAGUGAGCACGCUUUACUUGUCACCCUCCAACAUUGAGACAGGCCAGCAGAUCAUCUGUAAGGCUACCAACAAGGCAAUCCCCAAUGGCAGGGAGACCAGUGUCACAAUAGACAUCCAACAUCUGCCACUUGUCAACCUGACGGUGGAGCCUCAGCCCAUUCUGGAGGGAAACCUUGUGAAAUUUCACUGCUCAGCAAAGGCCAAUCCCCCCGUCACCCGCUACCGGUGGGCCAAAGGUGGUAGUAUAAUCAAGGAAGUUUCAGGAGACACAUAUGAGGUUAUCGUGGACCACUCCUUUUUUACAGAGCCUGUUUCCUGCGAGGUCACCAACCCCCUUGGCUGUACUAACAUCAGCCGCAAUGUUGAUGUAUAUUUUGGUCCUCGCAUGGCUGCAGAGCCCCAGUCCCUACAGGUGGACCUGGGAUCUGAUGCUGUGUUCAACUGUGCCUGGACAGGGAAUCCCUCCCUCACCAUAGUCUGGAUGAAAAGAGGCUCUGGAGUGGUUCUCAGUAAUGAGAACAUCCUGACACUGAAAGCGGUGAGACAGGAAGAUGCUGGGAAAUAUGUUUGCCGUGCUGUGGUCCCUCGUGUGGGGGCAGGUGAGAAGGAGGUCUCACUUACUGUCAAUGGGCCUCCUACCAUCUCCAGUACCCAGACUCAGCAAGCUUUACAUGGUGAAAAGGGACAGAUCAAAUGUUUUAUUCGAAGCACACCACCCCCAGAUCGUAUCGCCUGGUCAUGGAAGGAGACAGUGCUGGAGUCUGGGACGUCUGGACGCUACACGGUGGAGACAGUCAGCACAGAGGAGGGUGUGAUCUCAACGCUGACCAUGAGUAACAUUGUCCCCGCUGACUUUCAGACCAUCUACAACUGCACUGCCUGGAAUAGCUUUGGCUCAGACACUGAGAUCAUACGCCUCAAGGAACAAGAAUCUCUCCCGGUAGCGGUCAUCAUUGGCGUGGCUGUGGGAGCCUUUGUGGCAUUCAUAGUCCUAAUGGGCACCAUUGGAGCAUUCUGCUGCACGCGAUCCCAGAGAAAGGACGCACACCUGGUUAUGCCCUCACUGCCCAUCUCCAUCUGUGCACACCAGAGAGAACUUGCAAGCAAAAUUAAGACAGAAAAUCUAAAAGGAGUUGUGUCUGCAAAAAAUGACAUCAGAGUGGAAAUCGUACACAAAGACCACAAUGUGGCACGAGAGAAUGAAGAACAUACCUCCAUGAAACAACUGAUGGUUGAACGAGGGGAGUUUCAGCAGGAAUCUGUUCUGAAGCAGCUCGAGGUAUUACAGGAGGAAGAAAAGGAAUAUCAGCACAUCAAGGACCCUACCAAUGGCUACUACAGUGUGAACACCUUUAAGGAGCACCACACCCCUACCAUGGCAGGAAAUCAGUCUGCUGAGGCCAGGAGCACAGGCAACACCGGUACUCUGGGAAAGCAGCGAGUACCAACCGGUAUGUCCUUCACCAAUAUCUACUCCACUCUGGGUGCGGGCCCCAACCGUCUGUAUGACUACAGCCAGCGCUUCGUGCUGGGCAUGGGCAGCAGCUCCAUCGAACUUUGUGAGCGUGAGUUCCAGCGGGGUUCACUCAGCGACUCCAGCUCCUUCAUCGACACGCAGUGUGACAGCAGUGUGAGCAGCUACAGCAAACAGGACGGCUAUGUGCAGCUGGACAAAGACAGCAAGGCAUCGGCCUCCUCCUCCUCACACUAUUCUCAGUCCUCGUCACAGAAUUCAGAUCUCACCAGGCCCCUCCAGAAGCGCAUGCAGACCCAUGUUUGA
Lampris incognitus (smalleye Pacific opah) is the source of this 2466-nucleotide messenger RNA. RefSeq names its product kirre like nephrin family adhesion molecule 3b (gene kirrel3b). Gene Ontology annotation, molecular function: cell adhesion molecule binding. The transcript has 16 exons. Gene Ontology annotation, cellular component: cell-cell junction. NCBI's taxonomy places the organism in Eukaryota, Metazoa, Chordata, Actinopteri, Lampriformes, Lampridae. The record is from RefSeq and is a predicted model, not a curated record. The coding region runs from base 1 to 2466 and encodes 821 amino acids. Gene Ontology annotation, biological process: synapse assembly; cell-cell adhesion.